UCAGAUGUGCUAAUUCAGUAGCACCACCACAUGAAGAGCCCUCCGCAUACGAGAUGCAACUCCCUGUCUCUCUCAAACCCCAUUUUUAUGGUGCGAUCGCGAGUGCGAGGCAUCUGCAGUGCGAAUCUACUAUAAGAUCUUGUAAGUUGUGGUUUCAUCAAAAAAUUGAAGUUGGUACCACCACAUGAAGAGGCCUCCGCAUACGAGAUACAACUCCCUGUCUCUCUCAAACACGAUUUUUAAGGUGCGAGUGCGAGGCGUCUGCAGUGCGAAUCCAAUAUAAGAUCUUGACAUUCCAAAAUGAAAAGGGGGAUAACUAUUUUGGGAGGAGAUUUUAUUUGUUAAAUUAUGUAGAAAACUGUAAGUUCAAAUCUCAUGGAGAAAAUCACCUCAAUAUGUUGUGCUCAAAACGCAAGCGAGAAGGAUGAUAAAGGAGGAUUGUGUUUGGAGGAUCACAUCAGUGGACUUCCUGAUGUUAUACUCGUUUCAAUCUUGUCACUAUUGACAAUGAAAGAAGCUGGAAGAACAAGUCUGCUACACGUGGACUUACAUUGCUGGUUUGAACUUUGAUUCCUUACCUAUAAGAUAUGGAAUUAAACUUAGAGAAAAGAAAGUUGAAGUAGAAAGGCCAUUGUAUUUGAGUUGGGUUAAUCAAGUCUUGAAAUCGCACAAAGCUUCAACUAUAGAUGAAUUCAGAGUUGAAUUUGAUCUUAAUGAAACUUGUCGAGUUGAUAUUGACAAUUGGGUUAACUUUGCAAUGGAAAAGAGAGUUAGAAGGCUUGAGUUAGACUUGUCAGAAACUUUGUUGUAUAGGAGAGAGGAAGAGGAUUACAAUUUUCCUAUUCCAGAUGGUAUUACAACUCACCUACAUGGGUUUGCUAGCUGCAACUCCUUGACCAAUCUCCUGCUGACAAGAAUCAAUGUAACCGGACAAGUUCUCGAGUUCUUCUUAAUGAACUGUCCAUUUUUGGAACAAUUGUCUGUGAAAGAAUCUGAUGGUCUCGUAAAUCUGAAAGUUCCUGAUUUAGCACUCAAUUUGAUGCGUUUGGAGAUAUCUCACUGCUUCAAUGUGGAAAGUAUUGAGAUUUCUGCAAUGAAUCUCAUGUCGUUUAAGUACUUCGGACCAAAAAUAAGCCUGCCAUUUAAGAAUGUCAAGCCACCUAUUGAUUUGUUUAUCGGGGGUGAGUAUUGCGAUUAUCUAAUAUAUAAGUUUUUGGAGAUUUCAAGCUAUCUUUCUCAGCUAGAAAGCCUUAAACUGCAGAUGACAAGCAUGAUAGAGAAUAGUCUUGAAGAUGCUAAAUUUCCUGUAUUAAAUAAACUCAAGCGACUGGAGUUGAUAAUUGAUGCAGCUGAUGAUGAAGACCUUAUUGUUUUUGCUCCCCUGAUAGAGGCAUGUCCUUUCUUGUCUAAAUUUGUGGUUGAGCUGCGAUGGUGCGAGCCCCUUGGGAAAAGAAAACAUUUUGAGUUUACAUCUCGGCCCCAUCAGUACCUUAAGGAACUCCAUGGGAAUUCAUGGAGACCAAGAGGAAAAAAGCAGCAAGCGUGCCAAGAAGCUUGGAACCAAACUAGCCGUUGGAGCAGCUUUGGCAGUGAUUCUUCCCCAUUAAUUAAUAUUUCAUCUACAUCUGGUGCUUCAAUAGGAGGCAGAGAUUCUUCCCCACUGAUUAAUAUUCCAUCUACAUCUGGAGCUUCAUUGGGAGGUAAACCGCCAAAAACUUCUGUUUAAGCAGAAUUGACACACUUCGACCAAUCAGAAUUAGACACCACAAAAGAUCAAGUUUACAGGAUUCCUAUAUAUUCAGCACCCAAAAAAAAAAAAAAAAAGGGCAAGCACAACAAAGAAGAGGCGGAAAAGAGGAGCUAGCAGACUAUCAAGCCAGGCAAGGGGAGAAGUCCAAUCCAAACCUAACCCAAAGACAAGAUCCGGAAAAGUCCAUGAUAGGACAUGCAGCAGAAGUUUAACUCUUUGCAUUGUAAGUGAAAACCAACAGAUGCGAUUGGUUCCUGUUCGAAUUCAUCAGAGAGAGAGAGAGAGACUGUGUAUAUUGUAUAUAUCAUUAGGAUCAAAAUCGUCUCCGGCGCAACAGUAAAUCUGUUGCAACCGGUGCAGUAAUUCCCUUGGGUAAAAGCCACAGGUUAAAUAUAGUUUUUGGUUUAAAUACGAAAGGUAUAAUAUUUGGUUUGGUUUAUAUACGAUACAAUACCUAAAACUCUCCCCCCUUAAUUUGACGGCCCCUUUUGAAAUUUGGAAGGCACGCCCAUUCAUUCAAAUUCCACUUUCUAUCUUCAAAAUUCCAUUUUUCUCUCUUCAGACAAAUCAAACCUCUGUAACUCAAAAAUCACACCAUUGUUCAUCACUAAGUUCGGAUUUAGGGUUCUGUAUUAGAAACAAAAAGAGCAAAACCAAGUAUGUGAUUUAGGGUUCUAUUCUUUAACCUCUGUUGAGUUCCUAUUGAUAUAUGAUAGAAAAGACCUCUCUCUAUAUUUUACUAAGGAGGGCUCGGCAAGAGAGAGCAAGAGAGGAAACCUAGAGGACGAGGAAGUGAGGGCUCACCGAAGUCAUACAAGAAGAUCAGUUCCACCGGAUUGUCAAAGCUUUGGAGGUUCCGAGAUCUAUACACCAACAACGACAAGUUCAUGUUUCGGAUGUGGCAUCGAUUUGUUAUCUAUCUCGUUGAUGGUGUUGAGAUUGUUGAGUCUAGUCUGUUCUUUGGCUGGAAUAUUUCGACUCAACCGGGUUUCUCGUGUAGCUAGCGAUGGUGGUGUUGGGUUUCUAGGAAAUGGACGGGUUGAAGGGGAUGGGUAUUCUCUUUAUUGAAAAAGAGGAAAAAGGGGUCCUAUGAUGGAGGAUCGAUAUUCAGCCCUUGUCGAUGUUCAAGGAGAUUCCAAAUAGGGUAUAAGAGGCCAUUGUGGGAGGAUGUCUAAAUUAUGAUGAUGUUUACAAGGAGGUAAACCCCAAAAGGUGACUACCGGGACGGUAUUACAAGGUUCAAUGCUUUUGGAUCAAACACAACUCUUGAGAGCAGUCGAUUUAAUGAUGAUGAUCAAAGAAAGUUUAAAACCUUCUGUGUCCUACUUGAUGAUUUAAAGAAACCAGGGAUUUUGAUGCAUUUGAAUUAAAGAGUAGUCUGUAGUUAUGUUUAGUUAUAGCGUAUUUGGAUCAUAUUAUUAUGGUUGGACUAAAUUUCAAAUUAUCUUUUUUUUUUUUUUUUUUUCCUUUCCUUUUUUGUUAUUAUCAAAUUUAGAAUCUAGUUGUAGUUAUUUGUAACUUUAUCUCUGUAAUAGAGGUUUUGGCUUUUUGACAAGCUUUGCUCUUUGUAAUGGACCAUUAGUUUCAAAAGGUUACCUUUGAAUGUGAUGCAUUGUCAGUGGUU
This is a messenger RNA of Cornus florida, 3374 nucleotides long. RefSeq lists its product as uncharacterized. The transcript is spliced from 12 exons. The record is from RefSeq and is a predicted model, not a curated record. The coding region runs from base 758 to 1726 and encodes 322 amino acids. NCBI's taxonomy places the organism in Eukaryota, Viridiplantae, Streptophyta, Magnoliopsida, Cornales, Cornaceae.